AUGGACAUCCGAAGAGGCAAGUUUGCAAUCAAAGAUGUAUCCUGGAACAAUGGCUUGAGCUUAAUCAGUUGGUUGUAUCAUACCGACGAAGUCUUGUGUAAAGCAGUCGAGCAUUUUCAAGGAAAGAAUUGGAAGAAGAUAGCCGAAUGUUUUAAGGAUAGGACUGAUGUCCAGUGUCUUCAUAGAUGGCAAAAUGUCUUGAACCCAGAGCUUGUGAAAGGGCCGUGGUCAAAAGAGGUGAAUUUCUAA
This is a messenger RNA of Arabis nemorensis, 249 nucleotides long. The record is from the annotation of a GenBank genome assembly. NCBI's taxonomy places the organism in Eukaryota, Viridiplantae, Streptophyta, Magnoliopsida, Brassicales, Brassicaceae.